UCCACUCGAAUUUGUUUGGUCUGAAGGCAUAUGAUCAAGCAGUGUACAGUUCAACUGUUGAUCUCAAACAAAGCCUCUGUUUUACGGACUAUUUUCUCCAUAGUUUAAACGAAUUUGUAGCCAACAACAGCCAUGAAACCCGAGAAGCUUUUGAGCUUUUCAACUCAUCUUCUUCUUCUUUCAUUUUCAUAUUUUUGUACAAGAUUUUGCUCGGGGAGCAGAGAUACGAUCACAUCAACAACCUCCAUUAAAGACCCUGCAACCAUAGUUUCAAAUGCCAGUUCCUUCCAGCUGGGGUUCUUCUCACCGGCUAAUUCCACGAACCGCCAUGUCGGAAUUUGGUUCAACAACCAAAUUUCUCCACAAACUAUAGUGUGGGUAGCCAACAGAGAUAACCCUCUCAAAGAUUCUUCCGGGAUCUUCACAAUUUCCGAGGAUGGGAAUCUUGUCGUGUUGGAUGGAAACCACAACCUCCUCUGGUCUACCAAUGUUUCUAACUCUGCAACCAACGUCAGCGCCCGAAUUUUAGAUUCCGGCAACCUUGUUUUGGAAGAUUCCGUCUCCAAGAUGGUUAUCUGGCAGAGUUUCAAAAACCCAUGUGAUGUAUUCUUAGCUUCCAUGGAAUUUAUGACGAACACAAGAACUAACGAAAAAAUACAACUUACCUCAUGGAACAACCCUUCCGAUCCAUCCAUGGGAAGCUUCUCCUUGGGGCUGCAUGUUCUUCACAAUAUUCCUGAAGGUGUAGUUUGGAAUGGGCAGAACACGUAUUGGCGAUCUGGUCCAUGGAAUGGUCAAAUCUUCAUUGGCAUACCCAACAUGGAUUCAACUUAUCUCUCUGGAUAUACCCUCGACAUAGAUGAUCAAACUUACUAUCUUUCCGCCACUUUUAAUGAGGAUAAAAAUUUCGGUUACUUGUCUUUAAGCCCACAAGGGAAUGUUCAAGAAACUUAUAUGAAUUUUCAGGAGAAGCGCUGGAGGGCUGGUUGGUCCGCUCUACAAACGCCGUGUGAUUUCUAUGGCGCUUGUGGGGCGUUUGGGAUCUGCAAUCCAAGAGCUUCCCCUGUUUGCAGGUGUUUAAGAGGGUUUAACCCAAAGCAUGAAGAGGAGUGGAAUCGAGGAAAUUGGAGUAAUGGGUGUGUGAGAAACACGCCAUUAAAAUGCGACAAGUCCAACAAAACCAGUAUUGAGGAAGAUGGAUUUCACGUGGAGAGAUUGGUUAAAGUUCCAUUUUUGGCAGAGUGGGUUGAUUCCUUUUCUUCAAUACAGGAUUGCAGAGUCAAAUGCUUGGGGAAUUGUUCGUGUAGUGCUUAUGCAUAUGUAAAUGGUAUUCGUUGUAUGCUCUGGAAAGGGGAUUUGAUUGAUAUACAAAAGUUUGAGAGCGGUGGGACGGAUCUGUACCUUCGACUGCCAUAUGGAGACUUGGAUCAUACAAAAGAUGUCAAAGGCCAAAGAGGUAUCAUUAUAGGCAUAGUGAUAUCAGUAACGUUUAUCAUCUUCAUCGUUGUGACAUAUAUAUGGUGCAGAUGGAAGAGUCGCAAACAAGCAGAGAAGAACAGAUCAAGUAUGGGUUCAAAGGCAAAGAUUUGGAAGUUGAGAAGGGACGAUACGAUUGAGGAGGACGUUAAAUUGGAGGAGCUGCCUGUUUAUGACUUUGAGACGUUGGUAUCUGCAACAAAUAACUUCGCCCCAAGCAACAAGUUAGGACAGGGAGGCUUUGGUCCAGUGUAUAAAGGAAAACUGCUAAAUGGAGAGGAAAUAGCAGUAAAGAGGCUUUCAAGAGUCUCUAAUCAAGGGUAUGAAGAGUUCUUAAAUGAAGUGAGGGUCAUCUCAAAGCUACAACAUAGGAAUCUUGUGCAGCUUCUUGGUUGUUGCAUCGAAGGAGAAGAGAAGACAUUAGUAUAUGAAUAUAUGCCCAACCUAAGUUUGGAUGCACUAAUCUUUGGCUCCCCCAAGCAAAAACUAAUAUUGGAUUGGCGGAAGAGAUACAACAUUAUCGAUGGAAUUGCUCGAGGCCUCCUUUACCUUCAUCGAGAUUCAAGAUUGAGAAUCAUUCAUAGAGAUUUAAAGGCAAGUAAUAUUCUAUUAGAUAAAGAUUUGAAUCCUAAAAUAUCUGAUUUUGGCAUGGCGAGGAUUUUUGGUGGUAAUGAAGUUCAAGCAAACACUUUAAGAAUCGUUGGGACAUACGGGUAUAUGUCUCCUGAAUAUGCUAUGAGAGGUCAAUUUUCGGAGAAAUCAGAUGUGUUCAGUUUUGGAGUUCUAUUACUUGAAAUCAUAAGUGGGAGACGAAAUACAGGAUUCUACCUCGAAAACCAUGCCUUAAAUUUAUUGGAAUUUGUCUGGAAGCUACGGAAGGAAGACAAUCUUAUUCCUUUGAUUGAGCCAACCAUCUACAAAGUGUGCUGGCAAUCAGAGAUUUUGAGAUGCAUUCAUGUAGGGUUGCUAUGUGUUCAAGACUUUAUAAACGAUCGGCCAAAUGUCUCUACCAUUAUCUCAAUGAUCAACAGUGACAUUGUAGAUCUUCCUUCUCCAAAGCAGCCUGGCUUUGUUAGUCGACCACAAGACAGUAACAUGACAUCUUCCUCUCAACAAAAUUUAAACCAUUUUUCUGUAAAUAAUCUUACUCAAACCACAAUCAUACCCCGAUAAUAUGUUAGAUAG
Cucurbita maxima (winter squash) is the source of this 2661-nucleotide messenger RNA. Its product is annotated as G-type lectin S-receptor-like serine/threonine-protein kinase SD1-13. The transcript has 7 exons. Gene Ontology annotation, molecular function: protein serine/threonine kinase activity; ATP binding. Bases 133 to 2649 code for a protein of 838 amino acids. NCBI's taxonomy places the organism in Eukaryota, Viridiplantae, Streptophyta, Magnoliopsida, Cucurbitales, Cucurbitaceae. Gene Ontology annotation, biological process: protein phosphorylation; recognition of pollen. The record is from RefSeq and is a predicted model, not a curated record.